AUGAACGUUGACCCUCACCGGUUCGCCGGUGUGGCGUCCACGCCAACAACACACACUUUCAACAUGCGCACGGCAGAAGAGGUAGAGCAACCCAGUUCGACAAUAGCACCCUAUUACACAGCACUAAACGGAGUCAAUCAGCCCAUGAACAUGAUCGUUAAGGACGCUCUCUGGCUAACUCUCGGCGGUCUGGCCGUCAUCAUCCUCACCAUCAGACUUUUGGAGAUUGUCUGGGCCAAGUUGCGACAGGUCUCUGCCAUGUCCGUACCGAGAGAAAAGCAGGGCUAUUGGAAAACCUCACAAUGGAGCUGGAUGCCCAGUCUCAAGAAGAACCUCAUCUACGCGCCUCUCUGGAAGAAGCGCCACAACCGCGAGUUCCGUCUUUCCAGCGCUAUCAACGUUGGCACCCUUCCCUCUCGAUUACACAUGUUCAUCAUCAUAGUUUAUCUCGGCAGUAACCUGGCCUACAUGUUUAUCCUCAACUGGAAAAACGAAAACAAAUGGGCCUUUUGUGCCGAGUUGCGAGGCCGAGCCGGUGUUCUCGCCGUCGUCAACAUGGUUCCUCUAAUCAUCUUAGCCGGCCGCAACAAUCCGCUAAUUGCCAUCCUGAAAAUCAGCUUCGAUACUUAUAACCUGCUGCACAGAUGGAUGGGUCGCAUUAUCGUCGUCGAGACUGUCAUUCACGUCACUGCUUGGUGCAUUCCCGCCGUCGCUGACGGUGGCUGGCGCAAUGUGAAGGACAAGAUUUUCGCUACGCUCUUUAUCGGCUCCGGGGCCGUCGGUACUGUUGCCUUUCUCGCCCUCUUCUUCCUCAGCGUCUCUCCUUUUCGUCACGCAUUCUACGAAACCUUUCUUAACUUGCACAUUGUUCUUGCUCUCGUGUCAUUCGUCUGCACUUGGUUACAUUGCGCUUCCUCGGACGUUGAGCUCGGAGGCCUGCCGCAGCUGCCCUGGGUCAUUGCUGUCGUGAUGCUCUGGCUCUUUGACCGUUUGGCUCGCGUUGUUCGCCUCACAUAUGCUAACUGGUCCGACAAGGGCUUCACAGAUGCUCUUUGCGAGGCCAUGCCCUGCAACGUUACCAGAGUCACUGUCCGCCUGCCACGUUUCAUGAAAAUUGAACCCGGCACCCAUGCCUAUCUUCGAUUUUGGGGCAUCAACGCUUGGGAAAGCCAUCCCUUUUCCAUUGCCUGGGUUGAGCACGAAACAACACACACACUGCCCAUUUCCGCCGAGAAGGAACCUCUCAACGCCGUCGACCGAGCCAACGCCUAUACCAAUGUUUCCUUUGUUAUUGGAGCGCACACUGGUGUGACGCGUACACUAUUCGAUCGGGCGAGCAGAUCUGUGCGUGGCAUUCGCAUCAAGGCCGCUUUUGAGGGACCGUAUGCAGGCCAUCACUGUCUCGACUCGUAUGGACACUGCGUACUCUUUGCUGGCUCGACUGGUAUCACGCAUCAAAUCUCCUACCUUCGACACCUUUUAGACGGCUACAAUGCUGACACCGUCGCCACCCGCAAGCUAACACUCGUCUGGAUUAUCAGGGAGUACGAAUCUCUUGAAUGGGUCCGACCAUAUAUGGAUACGAUUCUUCGCAUUCCCAACCGCAAGGAUCUUCUCCGUAUUCAAGUCUUUGUCACGCGUCCGCAAAACCCUCGCGACAUUGUCAGCUCUAGCUCUACCGUCAAAAUGUUCCCCGGUCGUCCCAAUGUGCGGCUGCUUCUUUUCAAAGAAGUACAAGAACAGAUUGGUGCCAUGUGCGUGACGGUCUGCGGCCCAGGUGGCCUUGCUGAUGAUGUGCGUUCUGCUGUGCGCGCCGUCCAAGGACAUAGCGUCAUCGAUUUCAUCGAAGAAAGCUUUACUUGGUAA
Messenger RNA from Beauveria bassiana ARSEF 2860, 1866 nucleotides. RefSeq names its product ferric reductase like transmembrane component. The record is from RefSeq and is a predicted model, not a curated record. The transcript has a single exon. Bases 1 to 1866 code for a protein of 621 amino acids. Gene Ontology annotation, cellular component: plasma membrane. Lineage: Eukaryota; Fungi; Ascomycota; Sordariomycetes; Hypocreales; Cordycipitaceae. Gene Ontology annotation, molecular function: ferric-chelate reductase activity. Gene Ontology annotation, biological process: iron ion transport; intracellular iron ion homeostasis; copper ion import.